Bombus terrestris (buff-tailed bumblebee) is the source of this 622-nucleotide messenger RNA. Its product is annotated as cuticle protein 38. Bases 119 to 448 code for a protein of 109 amino acids. The transcript has a single exon. The record is from RefSeq and is a predicted model, not a curated record. NCBI's taxonomy places the organism in Eukaryota, Metazoa, Arthropoda, Insecta, Hymenoptera, Apidae.
UAAAAGGGCAGCAACUCGACUUGUCAAGCAUCAUUCUGCUCUCAGCGAUCUCAGCUGUUAUAGCACGAAGCUUCUCCAAGUCUCUUUAUCGAGCAACGACACAAUUACCUUCGCAACCAUGUACAAAUUCGUCGCUCUUUUCGCUCUCUUCGCCUGUGCCUUGGCCGCUCCAGCACCGGAACCUGCACCAGGUUUCCUGGCUGCACCAGCGAUUCAUCCGGCGCCGCUCGUCGCCGCCGCACCACUCGCUGUCGCCCACACAGUGCCUGUCGCCACCAGCUACGCCAACACCUACAAAGUCUCCGUCAAGAGCCCGGUAGUCGCCGCAUCUCCUUACUACGCUGCUCCCGUGGCCACCGCCGCCGUCGUCAAGACUGCCGCACCCAUCGUCGCUGCUGCACCAGCCGCAACCGUCCUCGCUCACGCUCCGGUCGUCGCCGCAUACUGAACCACGCUAUACCACGAUCAAACAACGGGUCCACAUCUCCAGCCGCUCUAGUCGACCGUGCUCUCUCCGAUCACGUCGAUAACGAGAUCGUUCCAUCCGGCAUCGGACAUGACUCGAAGAUCGACGCUGUCGGCUAAUUAUCGUCAAUAAAUUUUUGCUAAUUUUCAAUUUAAA